This is a messenger RNA of Setaria italica (foxtail millet), 489 nucleotides long. RefSeq names its product protein MID1-COMPLEMENTING ACTIVITY 2. Gene Ontology annotation, biological process: cell surface receptor signaling pathway. The record is from RefSeq and is a predicted model, not a curated record. NCBI's taxonomy places the organism in Eukaryota, Viridiplantae, Streptophyta, Magnoliopsida, Poales, Poaceae. The transcript has a single exon. The coding region runs from base 1 to 489 and encodes 162 amino acids.
AUGGCCGGGUUUUGGGACAUGGUCGGGAAGGCGGCCAAUCUGCUUCAGCUAUUUGGAGUGGACGCCAUCACGCUCAUCACCAUCAUCGCGAGCUGCUUCUGGCAGUUUCAUGAGGUUAAGAAGGAAUGCCGGAAGCUGGAGGACAGUGUGCGGAUGCUCUGGCUGCUCCUGCUCUCGCCAGCCGGCUGCUGGAUCAUGCAGCAGCAGAACUUGGAGCUGCUGGGGCAUCUCGUGACCAAUGCACUCAUGGACGCAGACGACCUCGUCCGGUCCUGCAGCGAGAGCACGCCGUCUUUACGUGUCCUGAGGGGCAGGGGCAUGUCCAGGCAGUUCCGCGAUCUGCGCAACAGCAUCGACUCCUACUGUCGCCUCAUCCUCUCCAUCAACGCCGCCUUCCUCCUCGGCGUGUCACCAACCCCCGGGGAUUCCACGUCGUCAUCUACGGCUGCUCCUGAUCACACUCACAUCAUCGACAUCAGCCAGGAAUGA